Tetranychus urticae (two-spotted spider mite) is the source of this 1492-nucleotide messenger RNA. RefSeq names its product gastric triacylglycerol lipase-like. The record is from RefSeq and is a predicted model, not a curated record. Gene Ontology annotation, molecular function: hydrolase activity, acting on ester bonds. Lineage: Eukaryota; Metazoa; Arthropoda; Arachnida; Trombidiformes; Tetranychidae. Gene Ontology annotation, biological process: lipid metabolic process.
GCAAUUGAAAUCGUAAGUUUCAAUAACAAUCAGAAACAAUGUUUUCAUUGCAACUAAUAUUUAUUAGUAGUUAAUUUUCAAUCUGCAAAUUUAAAAACAAUAUGAAAGGCUUAAUUAAUUUCUUGAUUGUGUCUUUUUCAAUUUACUCAAUAGUUAAAGCUGAUGGCAGUGAUGAUCCUGAUCUUAACAGGACAAUUAACGAACUUAUUGAAUCUCGAGGUUUUAAAUAUGAAACUCAUUACAUAGUGACUAAAGAUUUAUAUAUUCUUGGUGUUUAUCGUCUAAUAAAUCCAUUUGUUAAACAAGAAGAUCGAUCUAAAUUAAAGCCAAUUGUGCUUCAACAUGGUUUCAUGGGAUGUGCUGUUGACUUUUUAAUAAACGCGCCUGGAGGUAAUGCGAUCCCUUGUCAGGUGUCAGAUGCUUACACUUUAUCCAAUCUUAACGGAACAAUAACAAACAAUUUAGGCUUUCUAUUGUCCAAUUUAUGCUACGAUGUUUGGCUAUCCAAUUCAAGAGGUAAUUUGUAUUCACGGAAUCACACAAUUUAUGAUCCAGAUAAAGACAAACAAUUUUGGGAAUUUAGCUUCGAUGAAAUGAUUGAUUAUGAUACUCCAGCAAUUAUCGGUCAUGUUUUGAACACAACUGGGUUUGCAAGCCUGGGAUGGAUUGGUCAUUCUCAAGGAACUCUCAUGAUGUUUGGAUUGCUAGCCGAUCAACCACAUUACUCUUUGAUGGUUAAACCUUUCAUCGCCAUGGCCCCAGUCUGCUUUGUGGACAAUAUAAUGUUAUCAUUAAGGAUAGCUUCUCGUGUUCCUUUUGUCCUUUGGGGUUUACGUAGAUCGGUUGGUGAAUUGAAUGAAAACACUCUAAUCUUAAAGUUGACCGAGCAAGUUGCUUGUGGUCGAUGGGAACCCAAAGUCUGUGAAAAACUUAUUUACCCUUUAAUGGGUUAUAAUCUAGAAGAGUUGAAUUCAAGUCGAGUUGAUGUUUACCGAGCUCAUGGAUAUGCUGGUUCAUCCGUUUGGAAUCUGGUUCAUUUUGGUCAAAAUAUUGUGGCUGGUGAUUUCAAAAGAUUUGACUAUGGAACCAGUGAAAAUAUUAAAAGAUAUAAUGGCCCUAGUCCACCCAAAUUCCCUCUCACACAAAUUAAUUCAACACAAGUUGCACUAAUUUACUCUAAAAGUGACCAGUUAGGUGAUAACAAAGAUGUAGCACGUCUUAUAGACACAAUCAAAGUGCCUUUGCUGAGAGACUAUUUCGUUCCAUUACCUUCAUGGAAUCAUUUGGAUUUCAUUUACGGCAAAGAUAUUUACACCUAUGUUCAUCAAGAAAUUUUGAAAAUUUUACAAUCAACUUAUUAAAGAUUUAGGUUAAAUAAUAAUAAACAAAAUUUAAAGCAUUAAUAUGACAUAUAAACUACUACAACUAUUCGAGCUGAUAAUCAAUAUUAAAGCAACACCUGUUACCAGGUGACAAAAUGACAUUCCUUUUA